Molecule: messenger RNA, 783 nt
Organism: Rotaria sordida
Lineage: Eukaryota; Metazoa; Rotifera; Eurotatoria; Philodinida; Philodinidae
Source: the annotation of a GenBank genome assembly
AUGUCAAAUCUAGAAGAACUCGGUUUAUGUCUUACGGUAUAUGUUAAAAAAACAUUUAUUGAUGGAAAUCAUUUAAAGACAAAAAUUAUUAAACAAAUGACACGAUUAAAUCAAUUUACAUUUUUUAUUAGAUCAUUCAUCAAUAUUUUUAAUGAAAUGAGUUUUCCAUCAACAGAAGAUAUUCAACAAACAUUCAUUGACUUUCCAUUUAAUAAAAUGAUUUCUUAUUUUAAUAAUUUUGCAGAUAGAAAACAAAGUCAAUGUUAUAUUUAUUCAUAUCCAUUUCUAACGCGAUAUUAUACUGGCAUUACAAAUAAUUUUCCAGGUGGAUUAUUUGAACAUGUUCGUUCGGUGUCAUUAUUUGAUGAACAACCUUUUGAACAUGAAUUUUUUCUUCGAAUUCAGAAAUCAUUUCCAUUUAUAGAAGAAUUAUCUUUAGUUAAUGGUAAACCACAAAACCGAAAACAAUCUUAUGAAUCAAACAGUAAUAAUCAAACUUUAUCGCUUAUUGAAUAUUUUUUUCUUAAGAAACUUUAUAUUAGCAAUGUUCAUGAUGAUUAUAUAGAACAAUUUCUUUUUCAUAUUAAAACAUAUUUGCAAAAUAAUAUUAUUGUUUAUGUUGAUUAUGAAUCUUUACAACGAGUAACACACAAUUUUACAAGAGAUUCUACUCGAACUAAUUGUGCCAAAAUAAGUAAAUUACAUUUAUGGGGUCAGGGAAAACGUUCCAAUUCUUUAGAAGAAUAUUUUCCUUAUGCAAAAAUAUGUUAUGGAAUAUAUUGA